AUGCCCGACAAUCUGCAACACGACAUCGCCGACGAUGAGCUCCAACCCGAAGAAACCCCUAAAUUCAAGGUUGGAGAGAAGAAGACCCUGGAUGAAUACCAGAAGCUUGACGAAGAUGACCCGGCCAUGCGCAAAUGGAAAGAGUCCUUAGGUCUCGGCACGGGGACCGACCUCUCCGACCCCAAAGACCCCCGCACCGUCAUCAUUUUCUCACUGGGCUUGGAAGUCGAGGGACGUCCAGAUAUCAUCAUCAAUUUGACUGAACCCAAGGCACUGGAAAAUCUCAAGAACAAGCCGUUCGUGAUCAAGGAGGGGGCGACGUUUCGGAUGAAGGUCCGUUUCAAGGUUCAGCAUCAGAUCUUGUCCGGGUUGAAGUACGUGCAGGUGGUCAAGAAGGUGGGGGUGAGCAACAAGUUGGAGGAGAUGAUUGGAUCUUAUAGCCCCAAUACCACGGACAGGACAGAGUAUGAGAAGAAAUUCGAACCCAUUACCGCGCCAUCCACAAUGGCCAAGGGGCUCCGCAUGUUCGUCAACGAUCACUAUGAUGCCGUCUCCAAAUUCAUCGACGACGACAACCAAACCCACCUGAAAUUCCAGUGGUCGUUCGAUAUCAAGAAGGACUGGCAAUGA
Eremomyces bilateralis CBS 781.70 is the source of this 630-nucleotide messenger RNA. Its product is annotated as E set domain-containing protein. The record is from RefSeq and is a predicted model, not a curated record. Gene Ontology annotation, biological process: Rho protein signal transduction. Gene Ontology annotation, molecular function: protein binding; Rho GDP-dissociation inhibitor activity. The transcript has 4 exons. NCBI's taxonomy places the organism in Eukaryota, Fungi, Ascomycota, Dothideomycetes, Eremomycetales, Eremomycetaceae. Bases 1 to 630 code for a protein of 209 amino acids. Gene Ontology annotation, cellular component: cytoplasm; cytosol; membrane.